GGAUGUAACCAUGGCGACGGGAUAAACAGAGGAUAACAAGUCUGCAGCAGCUCAGAGCUGCAGCACUGAGGACGAGAGACAGAGCAGAGACGGAGGUGAAGAGGAAGAGGAGACAGACACAGAGAAGACAGAGAAGGACAGAUAUUUUCCCAUCAUGGCAGAGAGUGCGGAUAUGGAGCAGCUCCUGACGUCUUUUAAGAAGUUUGCCGUUCAUGGUGACCCGAAGGCGACAGGGAAGGAGUUGAACGGGAAGAACUGGGCCAAACUGUGCAAAGACUGUAAGAUCAUCGACGGCAAGAACGUGACCGGCACCGACGUGGACAUCGUGUUCUCCAAAGUCAAACAGAAGACGUCAAGGGUCGUCACCUACGAGGAGUUUCAGAGAGCUCUGGAGGAGUUGGCUCCAAAGAGGUUCAAAGGUCAAAGUAAAGAGGAGGCGCUGGAAUCCAUCUUCAAACUGGUGGAAGGAAAAGAGCCGAACAACGCCGGAGUGACGAAAGUGGCGAAGAAGGGGGCGGUGGACCGACUGACGGACGCGUCUCGUUACACUGGCUCACAUAAGGAGCGCUUCGAUGAGAGUGGCAAGGGCCGAGGACGGGAGGGCCGCGAGGAGCUGGUGGAGAAAACGGGCUACGUGGGCGCGUACAAGAACGCCGGAACGUAUGACAACAAGAUGAGGGCUGAGAAAUAACGAGGCUGGAAGUAGAGCUCAUUUACAGCACUUAAUCUGGACCAAACCUUGAACUUUGACCCCCCCCCCCCCCUUCUGUGUGUGUGUGUGUGUGUGUGUGUGUGUGUGUGUGUGUGUGUGUGUGUGUGUGUGUGUGUGUGUGUGAGAGAGAGAGAGAGAGAAAACAUGAUGACAUUAAGCCUCAUUCAGACCAAUCUCAACUGAUGCUUUUCUCUCCUGCCUUCAGUCGGAUCUGUCUGAUUCAAUCAGUCAGUUGCUCCAAAUCAGGGCUGUGACCCAGCUCACCUGCUCCACCUGCAGCCUUCAUCAGUGCUGUCAACUCCACCUGUGUUGGUGAUAUCAGAGGUAGAAUCAGAGGCGAGGCAGCAUCUGUGUGAAUAGAUAAGCCGGCGGCAUGGAGCGGGAGUGUGUUGAUCUGAUGAUGUCUACAAUCUGAUAACCUGCUUCAAUCAACAAAUACAGAGAAAUGUUUUACAAAGCAACGUCAGUGGACCAAACAACAGUAACGUAGUAACUGUAACUGUCUUUGGCAACUAAAUAAUUCUGCAGUCAUCCUGUUUGUCCUCCAGUCUGUUGAUGUAGUUACUGUUGUCACGGUGACGGUCAGCCCUCCGUCUGCAGUGACAGACAGCGUCCACUUUACUGAUGGUGAUUAUGUAAUUAUGUAGUUUAGAUAUAAAAACAUAACUUUGUCACUUUCCAGGAUGUUUGGUGAGUCAGGAUCUCAAUCACUGCACAUUACAACAGCAUCCAUAUGAUUGUAAACUGUCAGCAGGUUCAGAUUGACAGGAGGACACCUGGGAAACACCUUGAAAACAAACCGACAUCAUUAUCAUGAAGUCACCAUCACGCCUCUUUAGGAGCGGCAGCGCCGGCUUUCUACAUGAAUUAAACAGCAGUUCAACUUUAAGGUGGAGCUGCUUCGCUCUGAAUGAACAAACAUCGGCGGAGAAUUGGCGAAACAAUGCUGCGGAGAUAAUACAUUGACUCUGUGUGAAUAGGGUUAGUGAAUUUCUCCUCACCCCCACCUGUAGAGUUGAUGUGGUCUAAAUGAGGCUUCAGUUCAUAUGUAAAGUUUUUCUUCUCGUUGUUAUUGGCUGUCAGCUUGUUAAGUUCUUCUGCAGAGUCAGUAGCUUCCUGACGUCACGAUGGGAUUUCCUUAUGUUUAAUAGAAAAUAUUUGUUCUUCUGCAGUUUAAUUUUCCAAAGCUUAUAAACUUUGAUUCUGUCUUCAUGUUUGGAGUUGAUGCUGCAGCAGAAACUGGACUUCAGUUAAUAAAUGAAUGAAAAACAA
Molecule: messenger RNA, 1984 nt
Organism: Acanthopagrus latus (yellowfin seabream)
Lineage: Eukaryota; Metazoa; Chordata; Actinopteri; Spariformes; Sparidae
Gene: tppp3
Product: tubulin polymerization-promoting protein family member 3
Exons: 4
Coding region: 155-691 (178 amino acids)
Biological process (GO): microtubule polymerization; positive regulation of protein polymerization; microtubule bundle formation
Cellular component (GO): microtubule
Molecular function (GO): tubulin binding
Source: RefSeq, a predicted model, not a curated record